AUGCGGCAAAGCGCACGCCGCCUGAUCGAGAGUUUGUACGAGCCUCUGUACCGUAUCCCGCCCUAUCUACAGGAUUAUCCUUUCGUGGGUAGCGACACGGAGACCUCUAGCUCGCCCAACAGCGAGGGGCGGGCUGAGCUUGCCCCUGUACAGCAAGAAGAGACCCUGAUAGACCUAAGCCAGGAGAUGGAUGUGGACCCUACCCCGUCUGAGACAGAACCGUCGAUUGCCCAGCAAAUCAACAUGAUCAGCGAACCAGAAACGCCUGCACCAGUGACGCCUGCCCCCAGGGGUCGCACUCUGAGUAAGAGGCGCCCCCGCAUCGUCACUUCCUUGGGGGCAACGAGGCGGAGCGCUAGACACCAAGUAACGCAAGAAGCCGCCCCCAUUGCCAGUUCGCCUGCUACAGGGGACACCCCUCCAGCGAAGAGGACCCGAAGCAAGCAGCCAACCUACCGAGAACGAUCAGUAUCGACUAGCGAUAUUACUAGCGAUAAUGUAGUGACAGCCUUUCUAAAAUCGCCGGAGGCAUCUCUUAUUCCUGCACCUACCCCCUCAGGGCAUUUGACUACGAUCGUCUUGGCCGAGGACAACACGCUUGCCCGCUCAGUAUCAAGGAAACGGGACGAGCGGGCACGCGUGUGCCUCUUUAUUUCGCGACAAAUCGACUUUAACACCUGGAAACAUACACCCCAUUCGAGGGACAUUCAAGAGCUUGAUCUGACCGAUGCUGAUGGCACCUUAGGCCUUGUCAGUGACCUCACUAUUAACAAUAUUAACGAUUACGUUCUCUUACUGGGGGACUUCAACCUUCACCACCCGACCUGGGGCGGCGAAAAUGCUGCCCGAGAUACCCUUUCUAACCAGUUACUUGAUUUAAGCGAUAGAAGGUAUCUGGAUCUCUGGCUAGAGCCGGGCAUCACUAUCAGAGACGAAGCCGGAACGAAGACCACGAUCGACCUAGUCCUUGGCUCACAGGACCUGACCCCUAGACUCGUUACCUGUGAGGUCACUGAAAAGAUUUACGCAGAUUCCGAUCACCUACCUAUACGGACCCUUAUCGACAUCUAA
Molecule: messenger RNA, 1071 nt
Organism: Aspergillus affinis
Lineage: Eukaryota; Fungi; Ascomycota; Eurotiomycetes; Eurotiales; Aspergillaceae
Exons: 5
Coding region: 1-1071 (356 amino acids)
Molecular function (GO): catalytic activity
Source: RefSeq, a predicted model, not a curated record